UCAACAGCUGUCAUUUUACAAAAUAUUAGCUUUUGCGGUUUGCCAUCUUGGAUUUUAUUUUUAUUCGCAGACUGAGUUUGUUUGUAGUGUCUUGUGUUCCUGUAAAAUGUUCAAUCUUAUUUGUACAGAAACUCUUAAAACUAUGCCUUCACCAACUCUCUGUUUGAAGUCAAGCGCUUCUCAAAGGGUGUCUUGAGUGUUGCAUUAGUUAUUGUUUUAGUUUAAUAUUAUAUAUUUUAUUAUCAUUAUAUUUCUUAUUAUAUCUGCUACAUGUCACACUUAAAUCAGUGUUAUCAGCACUGCUCAAGAUAAAACACACCUAGACUUAUAUUUUUUGUGUACUAUCAGUUGAUUUCUUGCUUUAUACACUAAGGCAUUCUUUAUAAAUAUUUUUAUAUUUUCAUUUGUUAUUUAAAAUCAUUUUUUGCAACAAUGGCUUCAAGUGACCCAGAGAUACGGGAUGGAUUUACUCUUCCUGUGUGGAUGAAAACAAAACCUGUCAAAGAAUUUGAACCAUUUUCCACAUCGCCGCCAGCGCCAGAGGAUUCAUUCUACAUUCGCUACCCAAAACCGGACGUUCUGUUUGGAAAGCCAAAGAUUGAUAAUGAAUUACCGAAGAUUAGCAAUGAACAGCAGAGCGAAUUGACGGCCGCGUUCAACAGUAUUAAGGAGCGGGAUUGGUCCAAACACACGAAGCCCUGUCAAGAUGUGCUGCACGGCAUUGCUCCCAUCAACACUGCAGUUAAUCCGCUAAAUUCAAAGCCUAAACCGGCGGGCACGGACGAUGGUUUCAAAGGCGAGGGAGCGGCCUGUGGCAAUUCUGUACUCAAGGUGGCAAAUCAGAUAGUAUCGACUCGUUCGCCCCGCGGCUUCACGGUAGCGUCGCCAACGGAGGACUCGGACGCGCCAAGUGUUGGUCCAAGUUCUGAUGGCCGAUACAACCUGAUGGCGCGACGUGGCAGUAGGAGCUUGCCCACUACGCCACUACACUCACCGCCAUCCAGCCCGAAUAGCAGACGCAAGAUGUAUAAUAAUCGUUAUUUCACAUCACCUUUCGAGCCCUCCGAAGACUCGCACGGCCGCUCCUGGCUCACAAUGGCUUUGCUCGGCUUCAAGAAGGACUUGACUACAUCCACGUCCACUCUUGCUGAAGAAGAAAUAAUUGAGAAUAGAUUACAGAGCGGCAGUCUUGCAGAAUCCGUCGAAAAUCUCGGUCCGUCUCCCAAAAUGAAAGAUCCAAAAUUGAUCACAAGCGAUUCACCAAACCAAGCCAAGAAACCGCCAGCCUUCCGACCGAAACCUUCGGAACUACGCGAAAUGAACUUUUGGUCACCAACUUCUAUGUAACAAUAAAAUCUAUAUAAAACUAAUACAAUUGACAAUUUUCGCUUUGAGUGUAUAUCUUCUCUAUAAUGUAGAAUAGUUAUGCAGCUUUUACGACGAACAAAAUAUGUAAUAGUUUCGUAGUACUAACGUUUAAAUUAAGCACGUUUUAUUCACAUAUCGUAGAAACGAUUUGUUAGAAUGAAAAGAAGUGACAGUCAACAUUUUUAUUUUAGCAUCGUAGAAUUCAGGUCUGUUUAAAUUAACUUAAUUUCGGAAAGAAAAAUUGUGGAGUAUUGCAUUUUUAUUAUCAGUAUUUGGAUUAUUCAAUACACAACGAAUGGAUAAUCUUUUGAAAUUAUAAUAUAGAGCACUGGAAGAAGGUAGGUUUGAUGGACACGAGAACCGUAUUAUUAGUGUUUUUUAUAAAAAAAAAAAAAAUAUGUAAUAAAUUCUUCUUUAUUACAGUUUUGACGGGAAUUAGUUGUUCCAACAUGCUAUUCCAUUAUAUGUAAGGUUCAUUUCAUUCGCUAUGUUAUUAUUAACAGUAAGUAUGUCAUCAUUUCAUUUAGAUUACGUUUUAUUCGCGUUUUAGGUUUGUCUACUUAUGUAUAGCUAGCGUUUGUUAUCCCUUUCAAUAUAAUACAAAAUAUUUAGUUGGUAGUCUGCACCAUUUUACAUAAUAAUAAUAAUCUGUAAUGUCUGUGAUCAAUUUGAAGGGUAUAUUUUUUUAUUUCAAGAGCAGAUGGAUAUUAUAUUUAUUAAUUAUUUCAUAUUUAUUGUUUCAAUGUCGACCACGAGAUGUAGAAAAUAAAGUCUGUUUUAGAAUUGACGAGGAAUGUAAAGGUGUUUAUGGAUAUGACAAUCUCAAUAAAAAAACCGCCUGUUUAACGAAUUUUAUUAACACCUUUGCGAUGGGAGCUUGGAAAUGGUUUUAUUUUAUUACCGUAUUAUUAAUAUUUUUUUUUGUAUACGUUUAAUGCAAUUUUAAUGAACUAUGUGUGUGUUAUCAUGAGCAGUUAGGAUAGUUGAGAAAUAAUAAGAAAUGUAUGUUUAAGCAAAUAAACUUCUCUCUAUUGAAA
Messenger RNA from Colias croceus (clouded yellow), 2405 nucleotides. RefSeq lists its product as uncharacterized. The transcript is spliced from 7 exons. The coding region runs from base 433 to 1347 and encodes 304 amino acids. The record is from RefSeq and is a predicted model, not a curated record. Lineage: Eukaryota; Metazoa; Arthropoda; Insecta; Lepidoptera; Pieridae.